Messenger RNA from Lactuca saligna, 2404 nucleotides. The record is from the annotation of a GenBank genome assembly. NCBI's taxonomy places the organism in Eukaryota, Viridiplantae, Streptophyta, Magnoliopsida, Asterales, Asteraceae.
AUGCCAGGUCUUCGGACAUCUUCUCUAAUCAACAUGUCAGAAACACUUCCCUCCACCACCAAUGAGCCUCCAGUUUCCACCUCAACUGCUGUUAGUAACACUCCAGCAGCAGCUCCAGGGACUGUUAGUAUACCUGCUGUAACAGUAACACCACCCCCUUCUGAAACUUCUAAAUCUGAUAUACCAAUACCAGAACCAUCUCUCCCUGUUGAAUCUCUACCUACAUCUUCUACUUUGCCGGAAGUCAGUCAGGCUGUGCCGGAUACUGAUGUGGGGGCUACACCACCACCACCGCCAGUUUCUGUUGAUUCUCAGGUCACCGAGCUUCAAACUACGAGUGCUCAGGCAGCCGCUCCAGUUACCACUGAGCCUGAAACAGCCACCCCAGUUGCCACCGGGGUUGAAGAAUUGAGUUCUCCAGCAUCCAUCACGACACCACCACCGCCACCGGUGUCUGUUGUUGCUCAGGCCACUGAGCUUGGAACUUUGAGUUCUCCGGCAGCCACCUUAGUUGGUACUCCGGAACCCACCACACUUGUCACCGCCCCAGUUGGUACUCUGGCAGUCACCCCACUUGUCACCACUCCAGUUAGUACUCCGGCAGCCGCCCCACUUGUUGGUACUCCGGCGGCCACCCCACUUGUCACCACCUCAGUUGGUACUCCGGCAGCCACUCCACUUGUCACCACUCCAGUUGGUAUUCCAUCAGCCACCCCAGUUAGUACUCCGGCAGUCACUCCACUUGUUGAUACUCCGGUAGCCGCCCCAGCUAGUACUCUGGAAGCCACCUCACUUGUCACCACCUCAGUUGGUACUCCGGCGGCCACUCCAGUUGGUAUUCCAUCAGCCACCCCAGUUAGUACUCCGGCAGCCACUCCACUUGUUGCUACUCCGGUAGCCACCCCAGCUAGUACUCCGGCAGCCACCCCACUUGUUGAUACUCCGGCAGCCACCCCACUUGUUGAUACUCCGGUAGCUACCCCAAUUGAAUCUCCUUCUGAAUCUGCACCGAAACAAGGGAGAGGAAGAGGAAGGAAGGUUCAAAGUAGACCGGAGGCACCGCGUCGCAGGGAAAGGAGGAAACUGGACACAGUAGAAGCUCAGGAGCAAAAACCUAAUGAACCACCACAGAAAAGGACACGAGCCUCUUCUAGUAGAAAAACUGUUGCUACAAGAAGUAUGUUAAGAAAUGAAGCUCAGAAGAUGAUGGACAUGGAUGAUGAUGAUCAGUCCACCCAAGCUGCUUCUAAGUUAGCUGAAACACCACUCAAAGAUUCCCCAGAUGUGAAACAACAGUCAAGCAAUGUAGCUGAUACCAUAAAUCUCCAUGGGGAGAAGAUCGAGAAACAAAAAGACGUUUCAGAGGCAACUGAAUCACAAUCAAUGACUGAUGAUGCUGUUGAAAAUACCAAGUCCAAGGAAGAUUCGGAUUCCAAAAAACUAAUGGAGGUUGAAAGUGAGUCAAAAUCAGAGACUCAGUCUAAACCCUCUGAAGAAGUUGAAAUUAAUCAGCCUCAAAAAGAUGAGGGCUUGAAGGCAGAAACAGAGUGCAGUGCUUCAGAAGAUGGUGGCAAGAAUGAAGAGAAAGAUCCUGUAAUCAAGGAUGGAGACACCCUGACUCUGGAGGCUAAUCCUCCUGCUGUUGAAGAAAGUGUUACUGAUUCUGUGCAGAAGUCACCAUCUCUUGAUAUGCAGAUUCAAACUGAGGCCACGUCAUCUAAAGAUGUGGAGGAUACCAACAAGACAUCACCACAGGGUAAAGGGGAUGAUGACAUUGAAAUUGAAAGAAAUAAUAAUGAUACAGAUGUUAAACCCACUGAAAAGGUUGAUGAUGCUUCCCAGAAAGAAAGUGAAUCCGGUGUGAUUAAGGAGGAUGUGUCUGAAGCUGAAGCACUUCCUGUCAUUACAGAGGGGGAUAAAGAAGAAGAGCAAGAGAAAUCUUGUGAAAAGAUGGAGGAUGAACAACUUCCUCCCAUGGUGGUGGAAACGGAAGCCAAACCUUGUGAAGAUGAUGACAAUGAUAACAAGAAGCAGGAGGAAGAUGAUGCUCAAAUUGAAACACCAAAUGAAUCAGAGAAAGAGAAAGAGAAACAAGAAGAAGGUUCCACUGAAAAUGGUCUGAAUAAAUUGGGGACAACACAGGAAGCAGAUGAACAAAAUGAUCCAACUAUUAAAACACAACAAGAACAAGACCAAAAUGAUGACUAGUAGACUAAGGCUAAACUAUUAUUAUUGUUAUUAUUAUUAUUCUAUGAACAAAAAGAUCAAAGUGUUUGUUAGGUGUGUGUAAUUAUAAUUAUAGCUGUUUAGCUUUGCUUGUAUUAUUGUACCAGUCUCAUUUUGGCAUAUGAUUUUAUCAAGGUUAAAUAUUUAUAUCAACAUGAUAAUUAAUAUCCAACACGUC